This is a messenger RNA of Solea solea (common sole), 1880 nucleotides long. It is a transcript of the gene paqr8, whose product is annotated as progestin and adipoQ receptor family member VIII. Gene Ontology annotation, molecular function: nuclear steroid receptor activity; steroid binding. Gene Ontology annotation, biological process: response to steroid hormone. The record is from RefSeq and is a predicted model, not a curated record. The transcript has a single exon. Bases 13 to 1080 code for a protein of 355 amino acids. Gene Ontology annotation, cellular component: plasma membrane. Lineage: Eukaryota; Metazoa; Chordata; Actinopteri; Pleuronectiformes; Soleidae.
ACACCCGUCACUAUGCCUGGUGAAAUUCUGCAACGUUUCAGCACCUCGACCUUGAACAUCCAGCGCCUCCCCCGCCUGUCAGACCUCAUCCCUCCCUCACUGCCGUCCCCCAGCCCCACAGUCACGGCCUCCCAGGUCCCCAGCUUGUUCCGGGAGCCCUACAUCCUGUCGGGCUACCGUCCCGUCCAGCAGGAUUGGCACUGCUACCUCCUCAGCCUCUUCCAGAGACACAACGAAACCUUGAACGUGUGGACUCAUUUGCUUGUGGGUCCUGUGCUGCUGCUCCGCUGGUGGGCCAACAAAGGCACCCUGGGGUACACCUUGGAUGCAGUGUCUCUGCCGCUGACCCUCUUCUUGGUGUCUUCGUUCACCUACCUGUCCUUGAGUGUGACAGCUCACCUCCUGCAGUCUCACUCUGAACGCGCGCACUACUUCUUCUUCUUCCUGGACUAUGUGGGCGUGGCCUCGUACCAGUACGGCUGCUCACUUGUACAUUAUUUCUACACAUCAGAGGCAUCGUGGAGGGACAGCUACAUUGGGCUGUUGUUUAUCCCCGGGACUGCAUUCUUAGCGUGGCUCUCAUGUGCUGGCUGCUGUUACGCUAAGUUCAGGUAUAGACGGCCAUAUCCACCGCAGCGUAAAAUCUGUCAGUUAAUCCCCACGGCCCUGGCAUACGUGCUCGCCAUCAGCCCCGUAGUCCACCGCCUGUUUACUGUCUCCUGGACACAGGAGCCCUCUCAGCCCUUCCAUGCCCUGCAGAUUGCCUCCUUCCUGCUGUCCGCCCUCUUCUUCUCUUGUCCCAUCCCUGAGCGCUUCUUCACAGGCCGGUGUGACUUUGUGGGUCAGGGUCACCAGAUCUUCCACGUGUUUCUGUCUCUCUGCACAGUCUUCCAGCUGGAGGCUUUUUUCCGGGACUACGCCAGGCGGAGGGAUACGUUGGUGGAGGUGUUCGGAGAGGGGCAGCUGUGGUGGGCAUGUGCGCUCUUCCCCGGCCUGUUUGUGUGUUGCAUCGUGACAGCACUCGUCACAAUGAGGCACAUGAACAAGAAGCUGCAGGGCAAACAAGACAGAGACAAGUGACAGUAAAAGAAGAAGUGGUGACAUUUAAACGUUUAAAUUCAGUGUAGAAUGUGCAUGAAGAUAAUGAAGAACAGUGUCUUAAAAAUGAUGCGUUUUCAAAUGAUCUACAGAUAUGAUGUACAAAACAAAUCACCACUGAAAUUAAAUGAUUCCUUCUAUGGACCAUGACCUAGGCAGCCAAUAGUCGGUGGGUGGGGUCAAUCUAGAGUGUCCUACUAACAAUGACCUAUGGGAAUAGGGUGAUGACCAAUGGGGCGACCCCUAGAGAGGGAAAAGCUGAAAGCAAAAACAAUUAUUAUUAGUAUUAUCAUUAUUAUUAUUUUAAAUGGACCAUGACAUACAUCCCCUGAAAAUUCUUCCUUUACUUUUUGAAGUUAUGCUGCUCCAAGUACAGACAGUCCAACUCCCUUGGAUGGAGAAACUGAGCAGUUUUCCAGUAACAGUCUCUGGUGUCAGGAGAAAACAGCAGCUCUGGAUUACAGCGUUCAGACGAGCCAACAGUGGGAUUUACAGCUGGUGAACAAAGAGGCCAGUAUAACUGUGAAGCAGGGGAUCGAGCACAUGCUUACAGCCCUCCAAGUGGGUGUGUGUGUGUGUGUGUGUCUGUUCCAGUAUUACUCAUGAUGUGGGGACCUACGUCACAUUAUGGGGACAAAAAGCCCCCAUAAUAAAUGAUUACAUUUAAAGGGAUGCCAUUUUGUAUGUUUUGGAUGAGGUUAGGGUUAAGCCAGUAGUAAUAAUGGAUACACUGUAAUGUGGAUGGAAAUGUAAACGCCAUGUAAAUAAAUGUGCAAACCCUU